This is a messenger RNA of Populus trichocarpa (black cottonwood), 2862 nucleotides long. RefSeq names its product putative SWI/SNF-related matrix-associated actin-dependent regulator of chromatin subfamily A member 3-like 1. Gene Ontology annotation, molecular function: hydrolase activity, acting on acid anhydrides, in phosphorus-containing anhydrides; zinc ion binding; nucleic acid binding. NCBI's taxonomy places the organism in Eukaryota, Viridiplantae, Streptophyta, Magnoliopsida, Malpighiales, Salicaceae. The coding region runs from base 67 to 2682 and encodes 871 amino acids. The record is from RefSeq and is a predicted model, not a curated record. The transcript is spliced from 3 exons.
UCUCAUUGCGUUCACUGACUGAAGAAAGAAACAAGAAAAAGCAGAAUCUUUCUUUCAUUUUCUCUAAUGGAAGAAGAAGAAGAAGAAGAAUAUCGUAUUCUGCUUGCUUUUGGUGAUAGGCGAUAUGCUCCAACAGAAGAAUAUCAACAAAUUCGACAAGAACAAUUACCACUUGUCAUGAAUCUUGAUGCUUGGAAAGAUCCAUCUACUUUUCAAGAUUGGCUAUCUUUUGGUUCACGACCAAUCCGGACUGAAACCACCCUUGUUUGUUCUUUUACCACCACUAUUGUAGGCCUUAGAGAUGCAGAAAUCAAUGAUCAUGAAUUGCUUCGAUUUGUACGUUAUCGACAAUGCCCUUAUGAUGAGUAUGCUAUAAAGGUUUUAAAUUCUAGCUCUAGAGAAAUGGGGUACCUUUCUACACCAGUUGCUCAGGUUUUAUCUCCUUUAGUUGAUCUUCGAAAAAUUAAUCUUGAAGGUGAGGUGGCUUUUUCAAAAGUUAGACAUGACAUGUCUAUUCCUUGUGCAGUUAGAAUCCUUGCAAAGGCAGCUGAUGUACAGGGUGUUAGAAAAGAGAUUUUGCCACUCGACUUGCUUUUACAUAAACUACCUCGUGCAAGUUUUGGUUCAUAUGAGGAUUUGGGGCUUAAAGAAAAGAGUAGGAUUGAGAAAUUGGGGACUUUGGAGCCACCAAAGAAGGUGAUUAAAGCUAAACUUCUUGAUCAUCAAAAGGAGGGGCUGUGGUGGUUGGUGAAUAAAGAGAAGUCGGAUGAGUUGCCCCCUUUUUGGGUGGUGAAAGAUGGGUUGUAUCUGAAUGUUUUGACGAGGCAUCAAACGAAUAGGAGACCAGAGCCUUUGCAUGGUGGGGUUUUUGCUGAUGAUUAUGGAUUAGGCAAGACUCUGACCUUGCUUUCUUUGAUUGCUUUUGAUAAGGUUGGCAAUGUUACUGAAGGAACAGGCGAGGAGGACAGGUUAGAGUUUGUUUCUCGUGGUAAGAAUUGGGGAAGGGUGAGUGAAAAGGGUACUGGAGAACAAAAAAUGCAUAGCCUUUUGGAUAGUAAUAUAAAAGAAAGUUCUGUGCGCAUGGCCGGGGAGUCUUCUAGUGCUUUGGUUGCUAAGAAAACACUAGUCGUGUGCCCUUCUGCUGUGUGUUCGACAUGGGAAAACCAACUGCAGGAGCACACUCAAAAAGGUUCACUCAAGCUAUACAAGUAUUAUGGGGAUAACAGGACGAAGGAUGCAGAGGAGCUUAUGAAAUAUGAUAUAGUGUUGACCACAUAUAGUACCUUGGUUGCUGAUGGAUGUGAGCAAAAACGGUACCCUUUGAUGAAGAUCGAGUGGUGGCGAGUUAUUUUGGAUGAGGCUCAUGUGAUUACGAAGAAAGCAAAUGAACAGCAAAGUCGGGAACUUGUUAAAUUGACCGCUAGGAGGAGGUGGGCUGUUACAGGAGCACCCAUCCAGAAUGGAUCGUUUGAUUUAUCUUCUCUGAUGACCUUUUUCCGGUUAGAUCCACUCUCUACAGAGUACUACUGGCAAGAGUUGUUGCAGAAACAUCUUGCUAAUGGAGAUGAGAAAGGGUUCGUCCGACUGCAGGAAUUAAUGGCAACCAUUUCUUUGAGGAGAAUAAAAGACAAGGUUUUAGUUGGAUUGCCAUCUAAAACUAUAGAGACAGUUUCCUUCGAAUUUUCUGGAGAAGAACGUGAACUGUAUAAUCAGAUGGAAGCAGAUUCCAAGAAUGUUGUUGCAUAUUUUAUUGCAGCUUAUAAACUACGCAGCCGCUAUAUAUCUGUGCUUUUUUCAGUUAUUCAACUUCGGCAGUUAUGUAAUGACUCGGCCUUGUGCUCUAUGGAUCUCAGAUCAUUGCUCCCUUCUGACAAUAUUGGAGAUGGAUCCAAACAUCCGGAAUUGCUUCGAAAGAUGAUCGAUGGGCUUCAAGAUGGUGAAGAUAUUGUCUGUACGGUUUGCCUUGAUCCACCAACUGAGGCUACAAUCACAAUCUGUGAGCACAUAUUUUGCAAAAAGUGCAUUUGCCAUCACCUACAACAGAAAGUAACCGAACAAACCUGCCCAAAUUGUCGGCGUCCUAUUUCUUUCCCUGACCUGUUCUCAGCCCCUCCAGAAUCUUCGGAUCCCGAAAACCCUAAAAAACUGUCAAGAACAAUCCCUUCCAAAGUCUCAGCUCUCAUAAAACUCUUGAAGGAAUCUAGGGUUGUAAACUCAAUCAGUAAAUCAGUAGUUUUUUCACUGUUUGAUAAGAUGUUGGCAUUAAUGGAAGAGCCUCUGGAAGAUGCUGGCUUCAAUACAUUGCGGUUGGAUGCAUCAACAGAUGAAAUAAGGCAAGCUGAAAUAAUCAAGAAAUUUAGUUCAGCAGGAGCAGACACGGUUCUGCUUGCCAGUCUCAAGACUUCAGGAACCGGCAUAAACCUCACAGCUGCUUCCAAAGUCUACUUGUUGGAGCCAUGGUGGAACUCAGCGGUUGAGGAACAGGCAAUAAACCGUGUUCAUCAAUACGGACAGCAGGAGAAUGUAAGAAUUGUUAGAUUGAUUGCUCAAAAUAGCAUUGAAGAAAGGAUAUUGGAGAUGCAGGAAAGGAAGAAAGUGGCCAAUGAAGCUUUUGGAAGGCAAGGACGACCAAGUGAACAACAGGAGGCUAGCAUAUUUGAUCUCUGUCGCCUCUUAUUCUGAUGAGUAUACCUUGGUUUUUUUGGAGUGUAUACUUUUUGGACAUAUAGAAAUCCAUCUGUAGUUUGUUUUAGGUGCCAGUGGUUGUUAGUUUCUUUUCUUUGCUUAAUAGUUACAGGUUUGCUAAUGAUUUCAGACUUCGCUCUCUGCUGCAAUUCUUCUUAACCGUUAGUUUGAACUCUC